CAUUGCUGUGGUAUGAGUCACUCCCACACCCUACCCUUAUAUGACAAAGAGGGGAGGGGCUCUUUCUCAGACCGGACAGUGAAAUGGUGGCUGCUUGUACAAAAACAGCAGCAGCACCAUUAGGAACUGAGCAGCUACAGCCGUAUUUACAGGUUAAAAGAUAACGUUGAAAACUACCACCCAGGACACCGCAGAUUCAGAACUGGACAGCAACCUUUUACGGUCAAAGAAAGAGAAAAUAUAAUCCUAUUAGAAAACCUACCACUGUCUUUUAAGAAUCAGCCAAGACUGAAAGCCUAGAAGAACCAAAGAUUCAGACCCAUCUAUGGCAGAAAAACAGCAGAUCAAAGCGACUGCGGUCAAAGUGCUGUGCUAUGUGGAGAAAAUCUCCUCCUUCGCCUCCAACAUAGAUCCUCUCUUUGGGAUUGUGACUUCAGUGGUCGGGGUGGUCAGGAAAGGCCUCGUGGAUGAGGAGGACCAUGAAAUGAACAAGGACUUCAAACAGAUCCAUGAGAAGCUGGAAACCAUCUCAGAGAAGAACAAGCAGACCCUGCGGCAGAUCCGCAUCGACGAAAUCAAUGAGACUUAUGGUAAACACGAGGAAAUCAUCAAGCAUCAGUACAACGCUUUCAACACCAUGGUGGAAAAAGUAAAACUGGACCCUGAGAACUCAGAUCGUCACAUGAAGGAGUUUGUGAAGAUCUACGAGAAUGAUCAGAUGGAUCUGAGCUUAGAUACAUAUUACCGUGGAGUGAAGGGUGCCGCUCUGUUUGGGAAGCCCAUGCUGCAGGUUUACCUGGAGAACUGCCAAAGAAACAAAAAGGUGAUGGAGGCCCGUUGCUCUCACAUCGCACACCUGUUCUACAUCGGUCUAAUGGCGCUGAUGGCCUACUACGCCGUCACUGAAGAUGACGAGGAUGAAGUGAGAGACAAAUGGGGCCCGAGGGUCAUUGAAAUUCAAGCCAAGAUGCAAGAAGUUCUGGAACAGUGCACUGAAGAAAACUGAAGUGGGACCAUUGCACUGAACGAUUGCUGAGACGAUUCAUUUCAUAUGCUGAGAGUCUUGAAUUAGGAAGUUUAAAUAAAUCGUGUGGGGUGUAAAAUGGGUCAAUCUUUUCCUGCUUGCCAAUGGACUUUUCAAUGCAAUACUGAAGAAGUGCGAAGUUCUUAACACUGUAUAUCGCGGUUUAAUUUCUUUAAAAGUAUGUUAAGCAUGUUUUGGUCAUUAUUGUGGCUGAAUAUAUUGCAAAAAAAAUUAAAAUAUCAUAUGAGCCUUUGAUGUGAGUUACACAAGUUCUUAUGAAUUAUUAUAUAAUUGUUUGCUUAUGUUUUGUGGAACAUCUCUGAUUCUUUGCACAAUAAAUGAAUCUAUUUUUUUCUCUCA
Messenger RNA from Cyprinus carpio (common carp), 1384 nucleotides. Its product is annotated as protein rapunzel-like. The record is from RefSeq and is a predicted model, not a curated record. The transcript has 3 exons. Bases 326 to 1006 code for a protein of 226 amino acids. NCBI's taxonomy places the organism in Eukaryota, Metazoa, Chordata, Actinopteri, Cypriniformes, Cyprinidae.